AUGCCGCAGGCGUUCUUUGAACGCUACGCUAGGUUUCCAUGGUGCUACUACCACUGGACUGGAACUGCUGCGACAUUCUUUGACGAGGACCGAGUGCCGGAAGACUACCAGCGUGCGCAGCCGCCGUUGAAGCGGAUCCAUGACUGGUUACAAGUAUGGCUGACGCUACAGACAGGCGUCGCCAUCGCAAGCGCUGUCUGCCCGCUGACAGGAGUCGGGAACGGCACCAAGUUGGCCAUUCCCAGAGCUGCUUCCAACUCCAAAGCACUUCAUCAUGAUUCCAUGGCAUUUGAAUACGUGUGA
Messenger RNA from Capsaspora owczarzaki ATCC 30864, 303 nucleotides. RefSeq lists its product as hypothetical. Bases 1 to 303 code for a protein of 100 amino acids. NCBI's taxonomy places the organism in Eukaryota, Filasterea, Ministeriida, Capsasporidae. The transcript has 3 exons. The record is from RefSeq and is a predicted model, not a curated record.